Carassius auratus (goldfish) is the source of this 754-nucleotide messenger RNA. RefSeq lists its product as uncharacterized. Lineage: Eukaryota; Metazoa; Chordata; Actinopteri; Cypriniformes; Cyprinidae. The transcript is spliced from 4 exons. The record is from RefSeq and is a predicted model, not a curated record. The coding region runs from base 18 to 656 and encodes 212 amino acids.
GGAAGUCUACUGGACGAAUGCGGGAACGUUGCGAUAUUUCCUGCUUAAUAUUUUCAGAUAUGGGAAAAGCACUUAAGAUGAGCACACGUUUCAGGAACGUUAAAAUUAAGUUGGUGAGGAGGUCUAUGGUGGGCCCUGCGAAGUUUUCUUACCUCAGUCAAGGUCUUCCCCAGCCCAGCUACAAACAGACCCACCCUUCAGACCCUUCUAUUACAUCUCAACCUGCUGAACCUGAUGAUGUGACACCGAGCUGUUCUGAGAGCGCAUACAGUAAGGCAAAGAAGAGAGAGCUUCAUGCCUGGGAUGCAGUCAAGGAUGAGAUCCUUAAGGUGACGUUUGAAUGUUCGGCACCGAUCACUACCCAGUGUGUUGUCUGCCGAGAACAUGCUGAUUAUAGGUGCAUUGAGUGCAGCUCCACUGCAGUGUUCUGUGAGGUUUGCCUGAAGAGGAUUCACAGAAAUUCACUGCAUCUUCCUGAAAAGUGGAAUAGUGUUUACUAUGAGCCAUCCUCCCUGGGGUUAUUCCUAUAUUUACCUGAAGGCCAUGGCACCCAUGCUGUGUACACAAAGGACAUGAAGGUCAUUGUCAGCACAGGACGGCUCUGUCUGUUACAGUCACCAUGUGUGCGUGUGAACCAGAAACCUGUACUCUGCUAAGAUAUGGGCUCUGACCAGCAACAGCCACAAGCCCCAGACAGACAGCCUUCUCCAUCCCUCUGCUAGAGCUUUCUGUUUCUCUGGCACUGGAGUGUCAG